UCUAUUAGCAGCCUUGGGCGUUUUCCAUGGUCUCUGUUUUAGCCAUGGCUAAAACUCCCUCCUUUGGCUGCUGCUUCCUCCUAUUCUUCUUCUUCUUUUUGUCUUCUUCCUUUGUCGCAUACGCCAUAUCCCCAACAGAAGCUGCCUUCCUUGUCCGGCGACAGCUAUUAACAUUACCAGAAAACGGCGAACUCCCUAAUGACGUCGAAUACGAGGUUGACCUCAAGGCUACAUUUGCCAACUCGAGGCUUAAAAAAGCUUACAUUGCUCUCCAAGCCUGGAAAAGAGCUAUAUAUUCGGACCCCUUUAAUACCACAGGAAACUGGCAUGGUCCUCACGUGUGUAACUACACGGGUGUGAUAUGUGCACCGGCUCUUGAUGAUCCUAAUGUCACGGUUGUAGCUGGUGUUGACCUCAACGGUGCGGAUAUCGCAGGACAUCUGCCUGCUGAGCUUGGUUUGAUGACGGAUGUUGCUAUGUUCCAUUUGAACUCGAACCGGUUUUGCGGUAUCAUCCCUAAUAGUUUUUCGAAGCUGAAGCUGAUGCAUGAGUUUGAUGUUAGUAACAACUGUUUCGUUGGACCUUUCCCGUGCGUUAUCCUCACUUGGCCUGAUGUUAAAUACUUCGACGUUAGGUUUAAUGAUUUUGAAGGUCAAGUCCCUCCUGAGCUUUUCAAGAAAGAACUUGACGCUAUUUUCUUGAACAACAAUAGAUUCACUUCGACUAUUCCUGAAACUCUAGGAGAUUCUACAGCCUCGGUUGUGACAUUCGCUAACAAUAAAUUCACGGGAUGUAUUCCUAAGAGUAUCGGAAACAUGAAGAGUCUCAACGAGAUUGUGUUCAUGGACAAUGGUUUGGGUGGUUGUUUCCCGUCUGAGAUAGGAAUGUUAUCGAACGUGACGGUUUUCGACGCGAGCAAGAACUCGUUUAUCGGUCGGUUACCGACUAGUUUUUCCGGGUUAACGGGUGUGGAGGAGUUGGAUAUCUCCGGAAAUAAACUUACUGGAUUAUUAGCGGAUAGUAUUUGCAACUUGCCUAAUUUGGUGAACUUUACUUACUCGUACAACUACUUCAAUGGACAAAGUGGUUCGUGUGUUCCGGGUGGUGGUAGGAAGGAGACUGUUUUGGACGACACACGUAAUUGCUUACCUGAUAGACCUGAACAACGGUCGGCACAGGAAUGUGCUGUGGUGAUUAAUCGUCCGGUUGACUGUAGUAAGGAUAAGUGUGCUGGUGGUGGAUCCUCAACUCCACCGAGACCGGUUCAAAAGCCAUCACCAGUUCUAACUCUGCCUGUUCCUGAACCCUCGCCAGUUCCGACCCGGCCGGUUCACAAACCACAGCCGGAUGAUCCUUACAAUCAGUCUCCAGUGAAGAACCGUCGCAGUCCUCCUCCACCAGCUCCGGUAAACUCUCCUUCACUUCCUCUUCCGUCACCUCCUCUACCACCACCGGUUCACUCUCCCCCACCUCCUGUUAACUCUCCUCCACCGCCGGUCCACUCUCCACCACCACCAGUUUAUUCGCCACCACCACCGCCUGUCUACUCUCCUCCACCACCCGUCUUUUCACCACCACCUCCAGUCUACUCUCCUCCACCACCACCAGUUCACUCGCCACCACCUCCCCCGGUUAACUCACCACCACCACCACCAGUUCUCUCUCCACCGCCACCUGCGCCUGUUCACUCACCGCCGCCACCUGUCAACUCGCCACCACCACCAGCUCCGGUGGAGAACAAACAGACACCGGCUGCACAGGCACCAGCUCCAAGUGAGUUCAUCACACCAACACCAGCUCCGGUGGAGAAGAAACAGACACCAGCUGCACAAGCACCAGCUCCUAGUGAUGAGUUCACCACACCAUCACCAUCUCCGGUUGCACAAGCACCAGCUCCAAGUGAUGAGUUCAUUACACCAACACCAGCUCCGGUGGAGAAGAAAGAGACGCCGGCUCCAAGUAAUGAGUUCACCACACCAUCACCAUCUCCGGUGGAAAAGAAAGAGACGCCGGCUGCACAAGCACCAGCUCCAAGUGAUGAGUUCAUCAUACCACCCUUUCUCGGCCACCAAUAUGCAUCGCCUCCACCUCCAAUGUUCCCAGGCUACUAAUAUCAAUGGAAGAGAGAAGAACCGACUAUAUAUAAAAGGAAACUGUAUUCGUCUUGGACUAGUAUUGUAAAAUGAAAGAAGAGAAAAUUCGAGGAAGAAGGAGAAAAGAAGAAGACAAUGGAAGGCUAACUAAUGUAUGAGAAGCGAAAACAGCUUGUUACCAGAGGUGUGAUAAAUUUGUACAAUUACAACUUCUGAUGAUCGUUGAAGAUUUUAUGCUUCUAAAUCAAAAAGACUUGUUUUCGUUAACUUAGAUAGGUUUCAAACAUUACAAGAUUAUGAAGACUUGUGUCUCUUGUUCUUGCGACUCUUAUACAAAUAACUCUUUUUGUUAGCA
Raphanus sativus (radish) is the source of this 2448-nucleotide messenger RNA. RefSeq names its product pollen-specific leucine-rich repeat extensin-like protein 4. The record is from RefSeq and is a predicted model, not a curated record. The transcript has a single exon. The coding region runs from base 27 to 2111 and encodes 694 amino acids. Lineage: Eukaryota; Viridiplantae; Streptophyta; Magnoliopsida; Brassicales; Brassicaceae. Gene Ontology annotation, molecular function: protein binding.